Messenger RNA from Pseudomyrmex gracilis, 1641 nucleotides. It is a transcript of the gene Mapmodulin, whose product is annotated as acidic leucine-rich nuclear phosphoprotein 32 family member A-like. The coding region runs from base 399 to 1157 and encodes 252 amino acids. Gene Ontology annotation, molecular function: histone binding. Gene Ontology annotation, cellular component: nucleus. NCBI's taxonomy places the organism in Eukaryota, Metazoa, Arthropoda, Insecta, Hymenoptera, Formicidae. The record is from RefSeq and is a predicted model, not a curated record. The transcript is spliced from 8 exons.
AGUCCGGCGAAGACCAGAGCGUAAAGACACGUAGAGAGACGCGGCGCGCAAAGAGUUCAGACCGGAGUCGAAUCGCGGGUGACGAAUUGUCGUUAAAAGUUAUCCCCGUUGUGUGAGGAACACGCGACGCGCACGGUGAGAAACGCGGAGCGCGAAGCACGCAACGCAACGGCGGUGGCAUCCCUGUCCGCGCACUGUCCGGUGAGCGACCGUGGUUCUCGGCCGUCCGUCAUAUUAUAUUCCCGGCCCAAGAGAGAGAAAGAGAAAGAGAGAGAGACAGAGAGAGCAAGGUUGCUGGCACGUAGUUGGUGGUGUUGCGACGCAGCGAGAGGCGGAGGGGAACGGCGGUGUGCCGCGUACGGAGCCAGGAGAGAACGAGCGUGCGGAACUGAACGGCCAUGGAGAAACGGAUAGAGCUCGAGAAGCGGGGAAGGAACCCCGGCGACAUCAAAGAACUUGUUCUGGAUAACUGUCGAAGUACGCAAAUCGUAGGCUUGUCAAAUGAAUUUAGUGCUCUGGAGUCACUAAGUCUCAUUAACGUGGGUCUUACCAGUUUAAAAGGCUUUCCCCAGUUACCGAGUCUCAAAAAGCUGGAAUUGAGUGACAAUCGGAUUUCGGGUGGUUUAAAUUUGCUGGAUUCCAGUCCGAAAUUAACUCAUCUCAACUUGAGUGGAAAUAGGAUUAAAGAUCUCGAUACGUUACAGCCGCUGAAAGCCUUUAAGAAUCUGAGGAGUUUGGAUCUCUUCAACAAUGAGGUAACCAAUAUGGAUAAUUACAGAGAGAAAGUCUUCAAUCUUAUUCCUAGCCUGCGAUAUCUUGACGGAUAUGACAUUGACGAUUGUGAGGUUGAUGAAAGCGAAGGAGAAGAAGAUGAAGUCAAUGGAAACGAAGACGGAGAUGGUGGCAAUGAGGAAGACAGUGAAGAUGUUUCAGAUGAGGAAGACGAUGAAUUCUUAGAUGACGAUCCGGGACUGGAUGCUGUUUACAAGGAAAAUAUCGAAGACAGUGACGAUGGAGACUACUUGGGAGAGGAGGAAGAAGAAGAUGAGGACGAAGAAAACGAUGAGGAUGACGAGCAGGAAGAAGAGGAAGAGGAGUCUCCCGUUCGAGGAAAGAAGAGAAAAAUUGAUGACGGAGGAGAAAAUCAACACGAUUAAGAUGGAGAAUAACUGUCUCCAGUACUGUUGUAUGAAUGUAAAAUCCGUAUAAAUAAUAACAAUAAUUGCCGACGCCGAGUGAACAGCUGGGAAUCAAACUAAUCGACCGACCAAUGACAGACUACAGUUAGUGAUGUGACUUUAUCAGUAAAAAUCAUUGAUCGCGGAAAAAAUCGAGUAACACAGAAAAAAAGAUUUACCAUUUAUGGUAGAAGAGAUGCGAAAUGGGAAAAAUAUGAGAGAGAAGAAAAACAUAUAAUGACAUAUAAAUAGGGCUGCAUUCCAGCUGGACACAGCACACAGUUUUAGUUAUACUAACGAUAUUUUAUAUAUAGAGUAUAUAGUUAGAGAGUAUUAGCGGCGUUGCACGGAGUGGUCGAUCGGAUAUUAAAUAAUUCGAAGAGUGUGAGAAGGAGAAAAAGAGAGAGAGAGAGAGAGAGAGAGAGUGUGUGUGUGUGUGUGUGUGUGUGUGAGAGAGAGAGAG